GUCACAUCCUAGCUGAGUGCAGCGACUAGCAGGAGGCGUGCCUCAAAAUUAGCAUGUGUCCUGCUACAUAUACCGGGUAACCAACCACCUUGCUCACCAGUCGUUUUUGAGAAGCAACGAUACUUGACAAUGCCAGAGCCAGCAAAGCCCGCGCCCAAGAAGGGCUCCAAGAAAGCCGUUUCCAAGACCGCCGUGAAGGGCGGCAAGAAGCGUAGAAAGUCCAGGAAAGAGAGCUACGCCAUCUACGUGUACAAGGUACUGAAGCAGGUCCACCCCGACACCGGCAUCUCCUCUAAGGCCAUGGGAAUCAUGAAUUCCUUCGUCAACGACAUUUUCGAGCGUAUCGCCGGAGAAUCGUCUCGCCUGGCUCACUACAACAAGCGAUCAACCAUCACCUCCAGGGAAAUCCAGACCGCUGUCCGCCUUCUGCUCCCCGGUGAACUGGCCAAGCACGCCGUCUCCGAGGGCACCAAGGCCGUGACCAAGUACACCAGCUCCAAGUAA
Messenger RNA from Osmerus eperlanus (European smelt), 504 nucleotides. Its product is annotated as histone H2B-like. Lineage: Eukaryota; Metazoa; Chordata; Actinopteri; Osmeriformes; Osmeridae. The transcript has a single exon. Bases 130 to 504 code for a protein of 124 amino acids. Gene Ontology annotation, cellular component: nucleosome. The record is from RefSeq and is a predicted model, not a curated record. Gene Ontology annotation, molecular function: protein heterodimerization activity; structural constituent of chromatin; DNA binding.